This is a messenger RNA of Prunus mume (Japanese apricot), 1017 nucleotides long. RefSeq names its product xyloglucan endotransglucosylase/hydrolase 2-like. Gene Ontology annotation, biological process: xyloglucan metabolic process; cell wall biogenesis. Gene Ontology annotation, molecular function: hydrolase activity, hydrolyzing O-glycosyl compounds; xyloglucan:xyloglucosyl transferase activity. The record is from RefSeq and is a predicted model, not a curated record. Lineage: Eukaryota; Viridiplantae; Streptophyta; Magnoliopsida; Rosales; Rosaceae. Gene Ontology annotation, cellular component: cell wall; apoplast.
AUCACACAAUCACAAACCAUCUCUCUCUCUCUCUCUCUCUCUCUGUGCAAAAAUGGGGAUUUCUAGUAAUGGGUUGAGUUUGCUUUUGUUGGUGGGAUUAGUUUUCAGCUCUUUAAUGGUAGCAACUUAUGCUGGAAACUUUUAUCAAGAUUUUGACCUAACAUGGGGAGGUAACCGACCCAAAAUAUUCAAGGGAGGCCAACUUCUGUCUCUAUCCUUGGACAAAGUUUCUGGCUCUGGGUUUCAGUCCAAGAAAGAGUACCUAUUUGGGAGGAUUGAUAUGCAGCUUAAGCUUGUUCCUGGCAACUCUGCUGGCACCGUCACUGCAUAUUACUUGUCCUCUCAAGGCCCUACCCACGACGAAAUCGACUUCGAGUUCUUGGGAAAUCUCAGUGGCGAUCCUUACGUUUUGCACACCAAUGUUUUCACUCAGGGCAAGGGAAACAGAGAGCAACAAUUCUAUCUCUGGUUUAAUCCCUCAAGAAACUUUCACACCUACUCCGUCAUCUGGAAACCCCAACAUAUAAUCUUCUUGGUUGACAACAUUCCCAUUAGAGUAUUCAACAACGCCGAAUCAGUUGGUGUCCCAUUCCCUAAGAGCCAACCCAUGAGGAUUUACUCAAGCCUCUGGAACGCCGACGACUGGGCCACCAGAGGAGGCUUGGUCAAAACGGACUGGUCAAAGGCGCCGUUUACAGCAUACUACAGGAAUUUUAAUGUCAUAGAAUCGAAAACAUCCAACUCCUUCGCUGAGUGGCAUACCAAUGCGCUUGAUGCUCCCAGCAGAAGACGUCUCAGAUGGGUUCAGAAAUAUUUCAUGAUUUACAACUAUUGCACCGACUUAAAACGCUUCCCACAAGGCCCUCCAGUUGAGUGCAGACAUUGAAGGGGAUUAUUUUAUAUGUAAAAUAUUGAUGUUAAAUAAUAAAAGAAAUCUUUUCUUUCUUUCUUUGUGAGAUUUUGGUGAUGUUUUAAGAUCUGUUUCAUAUAAUAAAAUUUCAUUUUGGGCUCUUGUAA